AUGAGGGCUUGCCCCUGUCUUGGCUCCAAGUCAGCCAGGUGUCCAGUCCCAGUCCUGUCCCAGCCAGGAACAAUGGACCAGACCACGCCAACUCCCAGGGGCUCUCAUGUGACUAUUUUUAGACCUUUAAGUCAGAAAAGGAUUUUUCACUCCCAGCACAAUGGCUGCCCUACACCAUUGUCCAGCAGUGACCAGGGCAUCUGCCUGCCCAAAAAUAUCUCCCAUGCAUCUACCCUCUGGGCCUCCCUGCCCUGCUCCUCACCUUUCAAACUUGACAUCACUUCCUGGGGUUGUUACUCCUAA
Molecule: messenger RNA, 303 nt
Organism: Rangifer tarandus platyrhynchus (Svalbard reindeer)
Lineage: Eukaryota; Metazoa; Chordata; Mammalia; Artiodactyla; Cervidae
Source: the annotation of a GenBank genome assembly